Molecule: messenger RNA, 2101 nt
Organism: Paramormyrops kingsleyae
Lineage: Eukaryota; Metazoa; Chordata; Actinopteri; Osteoglossiformes; Mormyridae
Gene: prpf4
Product: pre-mRNA splicing tri-snRNP complex factor PRPF4
Biological process (GO): mRNA splicing, via spliceosome
Cellular component (GO): U4/U6 x U5 tri-snRNP complex
Molecular function (GO): U4 snRNA binding; U6 snRNA binding; protein binding
Source: RefSeq, a predicted model, not a curated record
AAUUCGUUUUUUAAAAGUUACAGUCCAUUUGUGUUUAUUUUAGAUGUUGUACGUUGCGGAUUAUAUAACCACAUCGCCUAUCCGAGUCGAUUGGCGUGCUCUGAGGACUCUUAAAAAACGGUUUCGUGUACUCUAUGUUUGUCUCCACUAGCGUGAUCCCAUCGCAUCUGGCUGUGAAAUAAGAUAAAGAUGUCGGACGAAGAGGAGACUCCAGUGGCCAAGAAGGCCCGGAUCUUCUAUGGCAGCCUGGAGGAGAAGGAACGGGAGCGGCUGGGCCGUGAGGGAGGAGCUGCUGCCAGUGACGCAGUGAAGGCGGGCAUCGAGGCCGGCCACAUCAACAUCUCCAGCGGGGAAUCCAUGGAGCUGGAGGAACGGGUGAGCGAGCGACAGGCGGAGGUGCUGGCAGAGUUUGAGCGCAGGAAGAGGGCCCGACAGAUCACUGUCUCCACUGAUGAUGCAGAGGUCAAGGCCUGCCUGCGGGCUCUGGGGGAGCCAAUCACGAUCUUCGGGGAGGGCCCAGCUGAGAGACGGGAGAGGCUGCGAAAUAUCCUGUCAGUGGUUGGACCGGAUGCUUUGAAAAAGUCUAAGAAGGAAGAUGAGAAGGCCAAGCGCUCACAGGAGGAGUACCAGCAGACCUGGUACCAUGAGGGCCCCACCACACUGAAGGAAGCCCGUCUCUGGUUGGCCCGCUAUUCCCUGCCCCGGGCCACGCUGCGGUUAGACGACGCUCGGGCUCUGAAGGAGGUUCCCGAAUCGACGCGCACGGUGCGUCAGCAGGAACUCCACAAGACGCUGAGGAACCUGAACAACUUCUGUAGCCAGAUCGGUGAUGACCGGCCGAUCUCGUACUGUCAGUUCAGCCCUAACUCCAAGCUGCUGGUCACUGCGUCCUGGAGUGGCUUGUGCAAACUGUGGGCUGUGCCCGACUGCAGCCUCGUUCGCACUCUGAGAGGGCACAACACCAAUGUGGGGGCCAUCAGCUUCCACCCCCAGGCCACAAUAUCACUGGACGAAUCAGACGUAAACAUGGCUUCCUGUGCAGCCGACGGAUCAGUCAAACUUUGGAGUCUAGACAGUGAUGAACCCGUGGCAGACAUUGAAGGGCACUCGAUGAGGGUGUCCCGUGUGGCCUGGCACCCGUCUGGACGCUUUCUGGGGACUACAUGCUACGAUCACUCGUGGAGAUUGUGGGACCUUGAAGCCCAGGAGGAGAUCCUACAUCAGGAGGGCCACAGCAAGGGGGUGCAUGACCUACACUUCCACCCUGAUGGCUCUUUGGCUGCAACUGGAGGGCUGGAUGCUUUCGGUCGAGUGUGGGACUUGCGGACUGGGCGCUGCAUCAUGUUCUUGGAGGGCCACCUCAAGGAGAUCUACGGCAUCAACUUCUCGCCCAAUGGCUUCCACAUGGCAACUGGAAGUGGUGAUAACACCUGCAAGGUGUGGGACCUUCGGCAGAGGAAGUGCAUCUACACCAUCCCUGCCCACCAGAACCUGAUCUCCUCCGUCAAAUUCCAGCCCACAGACGGUCACUAUUUGCUGACGGGGGCCUACGAUAACACGGCCAAGGUGUGGACACACCCGGGCUGGUCCCCCCUGAAGACGCUGGCCGGCCACGAGGGCAAGGUGAUGGGGCUGGACGUGUCAGCGGACGGGCAGCUCAUCGCCACUUGCUCCUAUGACCGCACCUUCAAGCUCUGGAUGUCUGAGUGAGGGGGGAGGGGCUUGUGUUCUGCUAGCAGCUGUCAGUCACAUCAGCAGGGAGGGGGGUGUAUCUGUGAUGCGUGUGUGUGCGUGUGUGUGUGUGUGGGUGGGUGGGAUGCUCUCUUAGGGGUGUGCUGUCGGAUCUGAGCUGUAACCUGACAUUCAGCUGUAAAAACCUCGAGGGCAGGGUCUGAACGUAGCAGAAACAUCUGGAAGUUCAGCAAAUUUAUCAAAAGUGAGCAGGACACUGAAAAUUUGGAGAGUAUCACUUCAUAUGGUAGGUUUUUAGUUUUACUUUCAAAGCAUCAUAAAUGUCUGUAGUUUAAAUCCACUCUUCCUCCAGUUUCUCAAACCAUUUUUUUACAAUGUCACUGCAAUUAAAAUUAACAUAUUUUUCUUA